This is a messenger RNA of Musca vetustissima, 1723 nucleotides long. RefSeq names its product growth/differentiation factor 8 (gene daw). Gene Ontology annotation, molecular function: growth factor activity; cytokine activity. Gene Ontology annotation, biological process: SMAD protein signal transduction. The record is from RefSeq and is a predicted model, not a curated record. Lineage: Eukaryota; Metazoa; Arthropoda; Insecta; Diptera; Muscidae. The transcript has 4 exons. Gene Ontology annotation, cellular component: extracellular region. Bases 1 to 1710 code for a protein of 569 amino acids.
AUGGCUAAAUAUUUUAUAACAUUUGUCCUAUUGGCUCUCCUGGCCAUGGAAAACAAUAACAUUUACAAUCGCCUCCAUGCCAAAUCACAGCCGAGUGGUGACACCAAUGCUGUGACACAUUUUAUGCGUCAACAUCAUCAGUAUCAACAUCAUGGUCAGGUGGCAAAUAAUCAUCAUCCCACCCAUGAUCAACAUCAUACACAUCAUGCUCGGAAACAUGUCAAGCAACAUCAGCGACACAAUAUCGACAGCAAUGAAGAGGAAGACAGCGCAAGACGUUAUGCGCAACGUUACAAGCGGCACAUGGAACUGCAGGUGGAACAUCGACGACAAAUUGAGAGUCGCCUGCAUCAUCGCCCUGUAUUCCGUGAGAAUGCACCGAAAAAUAUACCACGUCUGUGGCAACAUUUGUACAUGGUCUACGAUGAUUACUACGAGAGUAGUGAGGAGCGUAUGUUUGGCGAUGCGCCAAAUAAAAAUAGUCUAGAAUAUGAAGAGCCUGAGAUGCCAGUAUAUGUUGAGGAUAAAGAAGAAGAUGAUAAUAGCGAUAGCGAUGAGGAUGAGAAGCCAAAGAAAAGUACAAACAUUGACAGUAGUAGUAAAUCUGUGGAUAUACGCUGUCCAAAAUGUGAAAAUAGCCAUAAGGACGAAGAUGAGGAGGAGGAGUUGGUCAGCGAAGAAGAGCUAACACGCUUGCGUAUUGAAUAUGUGAAACAACAAAUUCUAGAUAAAUUAAGACUUAAAGAGAGGCCACAUGUUCCGGCGGUGAAUUUGCCCAAACCCAUUCUAGAGGGUACAACCAUACAACAGGAAGAAGAGGAUACAUCGACGAAAAAGGACUUGGAUGAUUAUUAUGCACGUACCAGUAAAAAAGUCAUAUUCUUAGAUGUUGAACAAGAAUUGUGUGGUAAAUUGGGUUCCGAUCCAUCCAUGUGCUUUUCAUUUAAAUUAGAUGACAGUGAUGCAGAUAGCUACGAUGUUAGCACUGCUGUUCUGUGGUUGUUUAAGACAAGACAUCCACUUAGCAGCAGCAGCAUUAGCGGUCGCAAUCAAACAUCUGGUAAUCCGCAGAGAAUUGUCGUAUCCGAAGUACAACAAGAAACCACCUCGAAUCGUAAACCAUCGGUUAAAACAAUAGCCGUUCAAUCCAUCGAUGUUCAAGAUGAAUGGAUGAAAAUCGACAUAGAAUGGCCCAUAAAACGUUGGUAUGGCAAACAUGAUCUCAGCCAUUUAAUACAAAUCACCUGCCAAUCAUGUGAUAUGGCCGCCAUGGAACACAUCAUUUCAACGGAUAUGGAUUAUCGGCCCUUUAUCAUUGUCAAUACACAGAGUCGGCGGCGACAGACGCGCCAAAAGCGUACAAUUAAUUGUACACAUGGUGUAACAGAAUGCUGUCGCGAAAAGUUGUACAUAUCAUUUGAAGAUAUCGGUUGGAGUGAUUGGAUUAUUGAACCCAAAGGCUAUGACGCCUAUUUUUGUCGAGGCUCCUGUAAUCGUGUGGCCAGUGUAGCGAAUUCCGCUUCGCCGCAUAGUUCAUUUGUACAGAAACUACUUAACAAACCUGGCCGUAGAAAUAGGAAUCUUGAAUUGGUUCCAUGUUGUACAGCCAAAACAUAUUCUUCGCUACAAUUACUGUAUUUGGAAAAUAAUUCCACUGGCACGGUGAAAACAUUUCCCAAUAUGAUUGUUGAAUCCUGUGGUUGCAGAUAGUAAUAGCAUGACA